AUGCCCAUCUCCACCAAGUUUGUAGCCAUCUUGUUGGCGUUGGCCGUUGGUCCUUCUGCCGUGUCGGUGGUAGCACAAGCGCAAGAUGACGCUAGUAACGCCACUGCAAUGACAUUGAAUGAGACGAUGAUGAUGAUGAUAAUGACAGAAUCACCAACUGAGGAAGUUAUUCCGUCCGAAGAAUCCAUUCAAGUAGAAGAUGAAGUUACCACUCCAGCACCCACACCGCCUCCCACCGAUGCGGCCAUGUCAUUUGGAUCCGUCUCCAUGACAUUGCCGCCCCGCACGCCGUCACCGACAUCUUCCUCGUCACAACCGACCUCACAACCCACGGGUCCACCACCCCGAUCGUGCAGUACCACACCCGUCACACAGACGGAAAUCCAAACCAUUCGACAAGCCAUUGAAACGGUCAUUGACAAUGCCAACGUCAACAUGGCACCCAAAUUUGUGCGGCUUGGAUUUCAUGACUGCGUCGGUGGCUGCGAUGGCUGUGUCGACAUGAGUGAUCCAGAAAAUGCCGGAUUGGAAGUCCCCAUUCAAGCUCUGCAAGAAGUUGUGACGACCCAUGAAAAUGAAUGCAUCAGUCGGGCGGAUAUCUGGGCAUUGGCAGCACUGGUAGGAGCCGACGUGACACAAAGUCAAGAAGAUUUUGACAUGGUCUGGGUGGGCCGUCAAAAUUGUGCUGGUGUGACAGAUCCCAUGAGUGGACCCGUUAUCCAAAUGCCCAGUGCCGACAUGGACAUUCACGGAUUACUUGGCUUUUUCAAUGACGAGUUUGGCUUUGAUGCUAGACAAACCGUGGCGCUCAUGGGCGCGCACAGUAUUGGAAAGGUCGAUGAAGACAAUAGUGGUUUUGUUGGACGGGGGUGGGAUGAUGACGAGGAAGAAUUGGACAAUGACUAUUAUCAGCAGUUGCAAGAUAAUGUGCGAUGGAAUCAAGUCAAUGCUAAUCGCUUUCAAUGGGAAGGUGGUGAUGGCGGCAGUGGUGAUGCCGAUGAAGAUGGAAUCAUCAUGUUGAAUGUAGACAUUGCACUCGUCAGGGACUUUUCGGGAGACAUGGGCAGUGACGGAAGAGUCAAUUGUCGAUUCCGUAAUGGUGGUGGAGGCGGUGGUGGAGGCGGUGGUGGAGGAGGUGGAGGGAAUAAUCGGUUUGUCCGUGCCCUACAAAACAACGUAUGCCCCAACUCGUCCACACGCAGCAUUGUGGAAGACUACCAAGACUCCAACAGUCAGUUCCUCAGUGAUUUCCAUGACGUCUUUAACAGACUCUUGGUUCAUGGAUACGACACAAGCAGCGGAUGCAGUACCACUGAUCCAUGCCGAUUCGCGGGAGUUCCACAAGAAGGGGCACAAGUCUCUGUAGGACGCAGCGGCAAUCCAGAUGAUAUUUUCUUUUAG
Seminavis robusta is the source of this 1401-nucleotide messenger RNA. NCBI's taxonomy places the organism in Eukaryota, Bacillariophyta, Bacillariophyceae, Naviculales, Naviculaceae. The record is from the annotation of a GenBank genome assembly.